Molecule: messenger RNA, 797 nt
Organism: Anopheles cruzii
Lineage: Eukaryota; Metazoa; Arthropoda; Insecta; Diptera; Culicidae
Product: PBAN-type neuropeptides-like
Exons: 3
Coding region: 48-608 (186 amino acids)
Biological process (GO): neuropeptide signaling pathway
Molecular function (GO): neuropeptide hormone activity
Source: RefSeq, a predicted model, not a curated record
GAACAUAGGAGCCCCCGAGAGGAAGCCAUCAACAUCCCGGACCAACCAUGUGUAGGCUGUACUUUUUCUUCAACAUUAUCUGCCUGUAUCUGGCCAUCAAAAGUGCGCUCGGUGUGGAGCUGGACGGCACUGAUCAAAAGUUCUCCGAGUUCCGGCCAUCGGCACACGACGGCUCCGACAGUCCAAUGGAUGGCGACGGGGUACGGCGCGAUGACGACGGUGGGGAAGGCGUGAGCAAACGGGCCGCGGCCAUGUGGUUCGGGCCCCGGCUGGGUAAACGUACACUUCCGGGCGAUCUGCACGACGAGCUGGUGGAAGAGUUUGACAGUGAACCGCUGGCGUAUGUCGGAGAGCAGCCGCAAAAGUUGGCCAACGAGUUGGUGGCGGGAGCCCCGUACGUUGUGUUGCUGCUGACCGCGAAGACACGAAAACCGCAGCCCCUGUUCUUCCACACGGUCGCACCGCGGCUGGGGCGACGGGACUCGGUCGGCGAGAACCACCAGCGGCCCCCGUUCGCCCCUCGGCUGGGUCGGAAUCUGCCGUUUUCGCCCCGCCUGGGACGAUCGUUCACCGCGGGAUAUCCACUUCCGGUGGCGUUGUCCUACUAAAGACGACCGGACACCGGGCAACCCGGGAGCCCGGAAGCCGCUGGUCAACGAAGCACCACGACGGUUGCGUUUAUUAGCAUUUAAAAAGGAACCUACCACACGACUCUAAUGGCUGGAAUCUAAUAAACUCGAUCGUCGUGCGCCGUCGUCCGGCCGGCCACCGCACACCCGAUGCUCACUCGGAACCCU